GGUGUUGCAUGGAAAUGGGUCCCCCUCUGCCCGUGGCCUGGUCUCCUUUGGCUUAUUUAUAAAAGAGAGAGAGACACGCAGGCCCGUCCUUACUUGAUUUACGCCCUUCCUUUCUUCCUUUGCUGAAGUCAGAGGGGCUGCUAAGCGGUGUUCACACUCUCAGGGGCGUAGAGCAAGAAACAACGGACAAUCCUCCCGCCACAGAGAUGAUGGAGAGCGGUCUCCCAGACACAACAGAGGCCACCAAGCCACUCCACUCCGCAGAAGAAGCUGUGGAAAUCCCAGGUGCCAGAGGCCUCUCUCCUGGAAGCAGCAAGGCCCCCAGUGUGCUGUUGGAAGGUCCCCAUGAGAAUGGACAGAAAGCAGCUGCCUUGGGUGGCUAUCCGUUCGAGGCAGCUGAGAGCUUUUCAUGGCACCAGCUUCACUGGGGAGAACAAAUGACAGGGGUCCCAGACCCACACAGCUAUUCCUGGAGCAGGAGUGAGACAUAUAAAACACAGCAUUAUGGGAAGGGACGCUCCUGGAAUGCAGGAUCAGAUCUUUUCUCUGAUACGUCUGGGUCAGCCUGUGCAUCACUCGAAUUGAGGACUGACGCUCCAGUUGCUGACAUUGUGAAUGGCGCCACUGAACUCUCUCACAAGGGUAACAGAAAAUCCGGUUCUAUUACUGAUGAAGUUGAUGCCAGCCAUAGCGGGAAGGCUUAUGACAUCCAGUCAUCCCUCCGGGAUGGUGGGAAUCAAGAGUCUGUUGGUGCCUCCAAACUGGAGCCUGCUGAAGAGACUGACUCCACUCUCUUAGCCAUGUUCAGUGCUGUGGCUAAUAGCCGUUUGGCUGUCCAGAGCCAACAGAAGGACGAACCGGAUUUUACGCCUGCGCAGAAGUUGGCCAUCUUACGGGAUCUGUACCACACCAAGCCCUUGGUCUUCUUGGAACGUUUCCGGACAGCCCUGCGGGAGGAGCACCUGGCAUGCUUCCACCACCUCUCCGGCAACUACGAGGCAGAUUUCUACUGCGCUGAAGUGCGCAGGGCUGGCGUGAGCAAAACUCGGCAUACCUGGGUGCGGAACAAGCGCUACGCAGCCCUGCAGCAGCUCAUCAGAGAUGGAGAAUACUUCAGCGACGAGCAGAUGCGUUCCCGGGACCCGCUCCUUUACGAGCAGUACAUUGGCCAGUACCUGAGCGAGGAGGAGUUGCAGGCCCUGGGCAGCUGCAAGGAAGAGGCUUCCCUCUCCCUCUCGGGGGUCCUCUUGGAUUCCUACCAGGAGCAAGUCAUCCAGCGGCGGCUACAGGUCCAGCGGGAGCAGGAAGAGGCUGCGGAGGAAGAGGAGGAGGACGACGAGGACGAGGAUGACGAAGAACAUAGCAGCCAUGAAAAUGACGAAGACAAGGCCUCUAACUGCGAGAUGGACGAAUGGGUCCCUGACCCGGAAGAGAAAGCAUUCUUGCGAGAAGAGUUCACCAGCCGUAUGUACCAGCGCUUCCUUGAGGGCAAGGAUCGGGACUUCGACUACAGUGAAGUUGAUGAGAAUCCAGAUUUUGACAACCUGGACAUAGUCUCACGGGACGAGGAGGAGCGCUACUUUGAUGGAGAAGAGGCAGAAGAGGCUGAUGCUAUGGAAGCAGAGUAGACUGGCCUUAAAGCAGAGCUGAGGCCACCAGGGCGACGUGGGGCACAGAGGUUCGACUUCCUACCCUGCUAACCUCUCCCAUUCCUAUGCUAAACUGGGUGACCCGGUCCUGAUGGGGCUCCUGGAAGUGGCUGUGGAUUGGAGCUUCCUGUUGGCAUCUG
This is a messenger RNA of Pogona vitticeps (central bearded dragon), 1789 nucleotides long. It is a transcript of the gene CCDC97, whose product is annotated as coiled-coil domain containing 97. NCBI's taxonomy places the organism in Eukaryota, Metazoa, Chordata, Lepidosauria, Squamata, Agamidae. The record is from RefSeq and is a predicted model, not a curated record.